Messenger RNA from Saccostrea cuccullata (small rock oyster), 1042 nucleotides. RefSeq lists its product as uncharacterized. The record is from RefSeq and is a predicted model, not a curated record. Lineage: Eukaryota; Metazoa; Mollusca; Bivalvia; Ostreida; Ostreidae. The coding region runs from base 1 to 738 and encodes 245 amino acids. The transcript is spliced from 2 exons.
AUGUCCAUCUACCUAAAUGUAUCACUUGAAAAUUGGUUACAAAAAUACCUUCUGCAAGCCCUGCAGCUUUCUCCUUCAAAGUAUGCACAAGAAUCCAUUCAGCUUCAACACCAGUUUCAUCUUAGACAACAAGAAGCUAUCCAAGACAAGAUCAUCCGAGUAGAGAAGAUGAACAACAAGCUAGCAAACAAAGGUUCAGAGGUGAAGAACCAGUCAACUCAGACAGAGGCUAAACUCAUGUUCAGCCCCAACCACUUCCUGGAUGAUCACAUCUCCCAGGAAUCUAAUGACAGGAUCAUGCAGGCGCUAGUAGGGACUGAUUCUCUUGUUGGACAUUUACUGCUGAAAAACAAGUUUGUAAGUGACACUGAUGAAGAAAAGAGUCUCAGUGUAGGUUAUAAUGCUUCUCAGGAAAACAUAACACUGACCAAGACAAUGAGUGACACUGACUAUGAGACUGUGAUCAAUCGUCUCCUUCAAGAAAAGCUUGAACUGAGAAAGGAAGUUGCGCAGCUAGAAAAAGAAUUGGAUAAUUCCAAGAAAGACAACAGAUACCUUACUGAUAGAGUGUUUAAGUCGGAGGACACUAAGAGACAUUCCUACCCAGUGGAGGAACAUGGAGGAAUUGCCAUUCCAGACAUGGAGCUUCCUCCCCUGGAAAUGCCACAGUUUGAUUUUGAUUCGCUGCAGAUUUCCACGUGUGAAAAAAGCUCAGGGGGAAGUAUAUUCUCUACCUAAUAGUUAUUGUCCUUCAAAAAAUAGAGGUGAACAAGCCAUUGUGAUCAUUAAAAUUUAAAUAUUAAUCAUAUUGAAAGUUUGGUGCAAAAAAGAGAGACAAAGGUGAUAUAUUUGUUGAUAUUUUUUUAUGUUUUAUUAUCAGAUUAUUACUUACAAAGAACAACAUUGUAUUCUUGUUUAUUUUGUUAAUUGUUAUAUUAAAUUCACACUAAGCUAAUGUUAUGAUUCACUCUAGAUUUAUGGUCUACCAAUACAGUGCUUCUUAUUUUGUAAAAUUUAUGAAUAAAGAGAAAAAAUGAGUGAA